CGCCGGCCCCGCCCUUCGCCUGCCUGCCUGAGGGGGGGGGCGGCGGAAAAUCCUGUCAGGCGGCGCUGGCGCGGAUCGCUCCGGCUCGGCCCGCCUGCCUGCCUCCUCCUCCUCCUCCUCCUCGUCCUCUUCUUCCUCCUCCUCCUUGAGAGGGACGGGCCCAGCGCCGCCAUGGGCACCCGCGACGACGAGUACGACUAUCUCUUCAAAGUGGUGCUGAUCGGAGACUCCGGCGUGGGGAAGAGUAACCUCUUGUCCCGCUUCACACGGAAUGAAUUCAACCUGGAGAGCAAAAGCACCAUUGGGGUGGAGUUUGCCACCCGAAGCAUCCAGGUGGACGGGAAGACGAUAAAGGCCCAGAUCUGGGACACGGCAGGCCAGGAGCGCUAUCGUGCCAUCACCUCUGCCUACUACCGUGGUGCCGUGGGGGCCCUCCUGGUUUACGACAUUGCCAAGCACCUGACCUACGAGAACGUGGAGCGCUGGCUGAAGGAGCUGCGGGACCACGCGGACAACAACAUCGUCAUCAUGUUGGUGGGGAACAAGAGCGACCUGCGCCACCUGAGGGCCGUGCCCACGGACGAGGCCCGUGCUUUUGCAGAAAAGAACAAUCUCUCGUUCAUUGAAACUUCAGCACUUGACUCAACAAAUGUAGAAGAAGCCUUCAAGAAUAUCCUCACAGAAAUCUACCGCAUCGUCUCCCAGAAGCAGAUUGCCGACCGGUCUGCCCACGACGAGUCCCCGGGAAACAACGUGGUGGACAUCAGCGUGCCUCCCACCACCGACGGACAGAAAUCCAAUAAACUCCAGUGCUGCCAGAACCUGUGACCUCCCUCGGCCGCUGCCCGUCCUUCUCCUCCUCGGUUUGUCCUUCAUCCGGAGACGCUUGCUGCGUGCGCACUUCCUCAGCCCCUGCCCUUCGCUGACCCCUCUUUCCCCCCCUCCCGUUUUAGAGCAUUCCCAAAAGAGGGCUAACCUCCCCUUCCCUGUGACUGGUGAUGAAUGUAACGCUGGGGGGUGGGCUGGUGGGGGGGUGGGAGGGGUGUGUGUGUGUGUUCCUUUGAAAUCCCAUCUCGAGGAGCCAGGAAACGUUUCCUUGUGUCCGUGCCUGCCUCAUUUAGGAGAAGGGAAAGGAUGGGUGCUUGAGGGGCUUCUAAGGGAACGUCAUUUUUUCCUCGCCAUUCAGGCUGCUUUGCAGGCACGGAAGAACUCUUAAAUCAAGGAGGAUCCACACUUUCCUGGCUUCUAGGGAGCCCUUGGGCGUCUCUCCCGUGGGCGUGCACACGGCACACCCCACAUCUGGAAACGCAUCGAUGGCUCUGGGAGGGCUUGUUCGCCUUCCUCUUUCCGCUCUCAAGGGCAAGAGGGCCUGUGGGCAGAGCGUUCCCCGUUUUUUGCUCUCAGACCAGCCCGCUUCUUUCACCUGGAUCUCUCCCCACUUGCCCCCCCCCCCCCGCUCCUGCUUUCAGUUUGGGACAAUGAAGUCUGUCUGCGCAAUGAUCUCUGGGCCUUCUCCUCAGCCGCCAUCGGAGCUGCGUGCACGUCCCGAGAACCGACCGGCUCCGAGAGGUCACCGUCACGAAACGAAGAAAAUGUAAUAUAUAAAGUACCAGCCGAAGGCUUUU
This is a messenger RNA of Thamnophis elegans (Western terrestrial garter snake), 1625 nucleotides long. RefSeq names its product RAB11B, member RAS oncogene family (gene RAB11B). Gene Ontology annotation, cellular component: recycling endosome. The coding region runs from base 172 to 828 and encodes 218 amino acids. Gene Ontology annotation, molecular function: GTP binding; GTPase activity. The transcript is spliced from 5 exons. Gene Ontology annotation, biological process: regulated exocytosis; constitutive secretory pathway. The record is from RefSeq and is a predicted model, not a curated record. NCBI's taxonomy places the organism in Eukaryota, Metazoa, Chordata, Lepidosauria, Squamata, Natricidae.